GCUCCGCCAUGAUGAAGUCCUGAACAAAAAAACGGACGAGAGUCGAGCAAAAAUGGGGGAUAAGAUGAACUGGAGAUGAAAUACGCCGACAACACUAACGUAAUGACAGCGCAAAGUGGAGCACGGAGCGGACCAGUUGAGAUUAAUGAACCAGUUCCCUGCUGAAAACGUCGCAAGCAGCUCCUGGCGUGACGUUAUUUAGUUAGCGGUGUUGCUAACAGCAGCUAAAGCCAGCCUGUGGGUUUCUGUGGGAGACUCUCUGCUGGCUGGCUGGCAGGCAGGCGGCAGUCAGCUAGCUGUCACUUUAAUUGACUGGCACUUUACUCGUGUCAUGUCGUGCAGACGUGCAAGCUGUCCAAUCUAACCGGGAGCGUCAGGAUGGAGAGGAGUCCGAGUAAAAACAUCGACAGACACAAUGUGGUUUGUUCGUGUUGAAUAGACACCAGAGCCGAGGAAAGAGGAGUGAGACCAAUAAUUUCCAGCCAGGCCAGUCAGCUAGCUCUAAGCUAGCUACAGUGGAUCCCAAAAGCCACGGCGCUGGCCAUGCCGUCGAGUGUGCGGGCCGGGAGCCUGAAGGACCCGGAGGUGGCUGAGCUGUUCUGCAGGGAGGAUCCUGAGAAGCUCUUCACAGACCUGAGGGAGAUUGGACAUGGGAGCUUCGGAGCAGUCUACUUUGCCCACGACAUCCGCACCAAUGAAGUGGUGGCCAUCAAGAAGAUGUCCUAUAGUGGCAAACAGUCCAAUGAGAAAUGGCAGGAUAUCAUCAAGGAAGUGAAGUUCCUCCAGAAACUGCGCCACCCCAACACUGUCGAGUACCAUGGCUGCUACCUGAGAGAGCACACGGCAUGGCUGGUGAUGGAGUACUGCUUGGGCUCAGCUUCUGACCUUUUAGAAGUCCACAAGAAACCCCUCCAGGAAGUGGAAAUAGCUGCCAUAACCCAUGGUGCAUUGCAGGGACUGGUGUAUCUUCACUCUCACAACAUGAUUCACAGGGAUGUGAAGGCAGGAAACAUCUUACUAACAGAGCCAGGCCAGGUCAAACUGGGAGACUUUGGCUCUGCCUCCAUUGUUGCACCAGCCAACUCCUUCGUGGGAACGCCUUAUUGGAUGGCCCCCGAGGUGAUCCUGGCCAUGGACGAGGGCCAGUACGACGGGAAGGUGGAUGUGUGGUCACUUGGCAUUACCUGCAUAGAGCUGGCGGAAAGGAAGCCUCCUCUGUUCAACAUGAAUGCUAUGAGUGCCUUAUACCACAUCGCCCAGAAUGAGAGCCCUGUGUUGCAGUCUAAUCACUGGUCGGAUUAUUUCCGCAAUUUUGUGGACUCCUGUUUGCAGAAGAUCGCCCAGGACAGACCUACCUCUGAUGUGCUGCUCAAGCACCAUUUCCUAUGCAGAGAGCGUCCCGUGACAGCUGUGAUGGAUCUCAUUGCACGAACCAAGGACGCUGUCCGUGAGCUGGACAACCUUCAGUAUCGAAAGAUGAAGAAAAUCCUCUUCCAUGAGGCCCACAACGGUCCCGCACCAGAAGGAGGCGAUGAGGAAGAGGAUGUGGAGCAGUAUAUGUUGCGCACAGGCACAGUCAACAGCAUGGAAAGCUCCCACUCUCUGCCAUCCAUGUCAAUCAGCGCCAGCUCCCAGAGCAGCUCGGUCAACAGCCUGGCAGACGGCUCUGACGACAGCGGGGAGAUGGCAAUGAUGCAGGAGGGAGAGCACACCGUCACCUCCAACAGCUCCGUCCUGCACAAGCCCCUGAGCCAUGACAACAUCUAUGAUGACCCCUAUCAGCCAGAGGUCGACUUACAACGGGAAGCCUCAUCCGCUGGUGGCGGUGGCGGUGGAGGUGGUGGUGGUGGAGGAGGAGGUGGAGGAGGAGGAGGAGGAGGGAGGCGGCGUCGAGGCCGAGACCACUUUGCUACUAUCAGGACCGCCUCGCUCGUCACUCGUCAGAUCCAGGAACAUGAGCAGGGCUCGGCCCUAAGAGAACAAAUGUCUGGGUAUAAGCGCAUGCGGCGGCAGCACCAGAAGCAGCUGAUGGGUCUGGAGAACAAGCUCAAGUCAGAGAUGGACGAGCACCAGCUGAGACUGGACAAAGAGCUGGAGAAUCAGAGGAACAGCUUCUCUAUGGAGGGAGAAAAGCUCAAUAAGAAGCACCAGGCUAUCCUGGAGAAGGAGACUAAAGCAGUCCUGACUGAAGAGAAGAAGUUCCAGCAGCACAUACUGGCCCAGCAAAAGAAGGAGUUGACCAGUCUGCUGGAGUCCCAGAAACGACAGUAUCGACAGCGCAAAGAGCAGCUCAAAGAGGAACUGAAUGAGAACCAGUCAACGCCAAAGCGGGAGAAACAGGAGUGGUUGGUGCACCAGAAGGAGUGUCUGCAGCAGCUGCAGGCGGAGGAAGAGUCAGGCCUGCUGCGGAGGCAGAGGCAGUAUUACGAGCUGCAGUGUCGCCAGUACAAGAGGAAGAUGUUGCUGGCACGCCACAACCUGGAGCAGGAUCUGCUCCGAGAGGAACUGAACAAGAAGCAGACUCUGAAGGACUUGGAGUGUGCCAUGCUGCUGCGCCACCACGAGUCCACUCAGGAGCUGGAGUUCCGCCAGCUAGGUUUGGUGCAGCACACGCGGGCUGAGCUGAUCCGCACGCAGCACCAGACAGAGCUCACCAACCAGAUGGAGUAUAACAAGAGGCGUGAGCAGGAGCUGCGUCAGAAACAUGCCGUGGAGGUCCGCCAACAGCCUAAGAGCCUCAAAGUGAGUGAGAGCACCAGCACCCAGAGUCAGGGGUCUCCUGAAGAGGGAGAGAGCCAGACAACAGAGGGGCCGAAUGCCGGCUGGGUGGGAGACACAGGGGUGCUAGGAGAAGAGUUGGAGGAUGAGGUGGACGGCGAAUUAGAAGAGCAGAGGAAGGCUAAAGAGAUAUUUGCGGAUGAGCUUGAUAGAGGAGCAGAAGUUUUAGAAAAGGAAGAGGGUGUGAGUGUCCCAGCGGAUGAGAGGAAAGAUGAGGAAGAUGAGGUUGAUAGUAAACUGAAGGGAAAAGAUGACAGGGAAGAUGAGCAGUGGAAAAUCAGGGAAGGGGGGACAGAGGUUAGGGAAGUAGAGGGAGUUCAGUGGGAGUACGAUGAUGAUCACGGUAAAACUGAACAGCUAGACACCGAUGAUGAAGAAGAAGAGGGCAGGGGUAUCGCCGACGGCUGCCCGUCAGAGCUCUUCUCCUCUCUGUCUCCAGAAAAAAGACGACACCGCGAGCGAGACAUCGAUGAGUUGUCUGAGUUUUACUUCCCUGAGGCUCCCGAGGAGCUGGAUGCCAUACCUGCCCCACCGACACCGACCCCUCCCCCUCCCCAAACGUCUUUCCCGUCACUCUUCUCUCACGCCAUCUGCCUCCUCCUUUCCCUCUCAGCUGCUGCUCAGCCCUCCAACUUCACUUUGCUGCUGCUCUGCAUCUUCCUCCUCUCCCUCCGUCGCUCACCUCCCCUGCCCUCAGUGGCUUCUGUCGUUCUCUCUGCUGAACUCGCCCUCUUGGCGCUCUUCUUCUCCUACCUCUUCCUCCGCUCUUGCUGCUCUCUGUCGCUCUCCACCUACCUGUCGCUCAGCCUCUGGGCCAGCUGCCUCUUCAGUCUGGGACUCUCCCUCAGUCUGGGGAUUUAUUAUAUCCCCAUGAUUUUGAUCUCAGCUUCUUUCCUCAGCUCUCCCUCCCUCUUCCUCUCCCUGUAUUUGGUUGUGGUGCUGAUAGUCAGGCCGGCCCGUGACUUCCUCCAGCUCGCACCCCGCAAAGUCAACCGUCUGUGCAUGCGCUUCCUUUUCCGCCUGCCCCGACCGCUCUUUGCCAUGUGCCAGUCAGUCCUGGGUGGUAUGGCUGAGCGUAACCUUUAUGAGAUGUUUCCCAAGGCAGGGCGCAACUGGGGUGUACGCCAGUCCAAAAUCCCUGUGGCCCUUAAGAGCUUGCCUUUAGAGCAUCAGGCUCGCUGCCAUUACGUCUCCCCCCUUGCCAAGGGCCUCCUCUGGGUGAGGCGUUUCAGUCGACGCCCCCUUGGGGUCCUGGCAGACCUGGCUAACACCAUCGUAUUAAAACUAGCUAGACAGGUGGUAAAAAAGCUGCCCCCCAGUGCCCGAAUCAAACUAAGAACUCUGGGCCUCUUGAAGAAGGAGAUUCCGAGCAGGCUGCCCCGACUGCUGCCGAGGGAGGUAAGAGAGAGGAGGCAGAGGGAGAGGAGGAGGAGAGAGAGGGAGAGGCAGAGGAGGGAAGAGAGGGAGAGGAUGUUUCGUGAAGAGGGGAGGUGGGAGUGCGGUUUGAGGCGAACUUCAUCUGGAAGGUUUGUCAGGGGGAAAAUUCGGCCAUGGAGAUAGUAAGAGUGUGAGACAAAUUGAAAGAGUGAGAAAAGUGUGCUGGCGGUUUGUGUGUGAGCGAGCGAAAUCACUCUCACACUUUGUUCCAUUUGUCAACCAUUUGUUUGUGUGUCUGUUUGAUUUGGGCCCACGUGUCUCGUGUUAUAUAAUUCCCAAACUGGUUUUUGGUCACAUUUUUUGAAGAUGAGGCGUAUUUUUCCCUGCACACGUACCUCUGUACAUGUGUGUGCGCUGGCUGAAAGUGAUUUUGGCUGUUGAAGCUUUUCCAAAAAAUACUGUUGAAUCAGUGGGAGUCUGCAGAUGUAAACAUGCAGCUGAACCCACGGUUACUGUACCAAACCCAGUGAAGCUUUAACAUUUUAUUAUUGUGCUUUUUGUAAAAGUUCCUUAAAGUUUCUUUAAUUUUAUUAUUUUACUCUUAAUUUGUAAGACAAAUAUUUUUUAUGGUUAUUUUUGAGACCAUGUUUGUGCAAUCGUUUUUGUUUUUUCUGUUCUUAUUUCAUAGGGUGCACUGUGAUAUCAGUGCUGAGAACAAAUAUUACAGUGUUGUGUAGUUUCACGGCUAUAAUUUCACUCCCCAAUGUUCAAUACUGUGAAAAAACCCAAUAAUUUCACUAACAUCACCCUGAACACUAGCUUUCAGUCAGUUCAAAAGUGCAAUAAGCAGCUGUGCAUAAAUAUUUGGGACCAUUUUAGGACUUGCAAUAUUGGUUAGUAAAGCUUUCUAUGUUUAGAAGUGGGAGUUGAAAAAAAGGCCUUACUUUAUAGGACUCAAAUGAAUAAAGUUUGGGACCAUUUAGGUCGAACAUGAAGCCUAUCCAGAUAAACUUAUGAUACCUGCUGUAAAUGUUCCCUUUUUUACAUACAGCUGGGAAAAUCAUUUUCAUAAUCUAGCUAGAAAAAACUAUUUUUAUCGCACUUUAUGCGAUAAUUUAGUUAUGAUUUACAAUGUAAACAUUUAGAUAUUUUCCUAUUAAUGAUCAUAUAAAUCUACAGCCAGUUAAGUGCCUAGUUACAACAACCUUUUGCACAAAUGUUAGUAAUCAGUUGUGUUGUGACAUUUAUAGUAGAAACAUUAGAAAACAGGAUAUGCUUUGAAUAGUAAAAGUAUAAUAUAAUAAACCUAUUUAAUAUUUCAUAGUAAUUUAUAUGAAGCCAUAAAGACAAUCUUUUGAGACAAUUCUAAAAUGCAUAAAGUCCAAAGAUUGACAAAACUACUGAAUGUGAAAGUUAAGAUUUGAACGGAAGAUUCACAAUCAAAUGAAGAAAAUACAGCUUUAAUAGGGGAAGUCUGUUUAAUUUUGCACUGUCACAAAGAGACAACCAUAAAUAUGGGAGAACAGAUCAGUCGGGACCAAAAUAUAAAAGAAACUUGACAUUUCAUAGAUGCAGGUUGAGAACUGCAGUAUCUCAAGUUGUUGCAGAUUAAAUGACUGAAAACAAACAUAAAUGAGGUCAAAUGAAGGUAAAGAUUGCAGCUGUGACCUGCGUAGAUUUAAAAAUGAGUAAAUCUGUGAGGGAAGUCUGGUUAAACUGAAUGCUGAUUAUACAUAAAGAGCCCUGCAUGUCACAGAAGGACAUUUGAGCCAUCAACGUUAAAGAGGAUUACAGAGAGGGCUGAGAUGCAGUGAGAGGAGAGGAAAACACAAUCCUUACUGUAUUUUUGACCCAGGGGGAGAGUAGAGCACUGCUUUUUAAAAAUGUUUUUAUUGUGACUUGCAUUUGGGAAGUUUAGCUUUAAAAGAAACAUUUCACAACAUUUAUUGUUUUAUUUGAAUGUAACUUAUUUGCCAAUGAUUUACAUUUGUGUUGCAGUUAUUUCCUGUUCCUCUGUGUAUGUUUACAUGUUUGUAUUCUGUUGUUGUUUUUUUUGACACCGUCUUGAGUGUUUCCACAGAGUUAUAUCACUUCGAGUUUUAUAUUUAAUUUAUGCAGUAUUUAUAAGAGUAGUACUGCAUUCUGUUUGGUGGCCAUUUUGUUGUCCUUUUAUUCUCAUUUUAGCUGCAUGAGUGUUGCCAUACUGUACGGCUGCGUGCUCCACAAGCAUAGAAACAUACUUUGUCUUACUUCCAGAUAUUUCUCUACACAGAAAUAAAUUCUUU
Molecule: messenger RNA, 6440 nt
Organism: Scomber scombrus (Atlantic mackerel)
Lineage: Eukaryota; Metazoa; Chordata; Actinopteri; Scombriformes; Scombridae
Gene: taok2b
Product: TAO kinase 2b
Exons: 17
Coding region: 544-4338 (1264 amino acids)
Biological process (GO): protein phosphorylation
Molecular function (GO): ATP binding; protein kinase activity
Source: RefSeq, a predicted model, not a curated record